This is a messenger RNA of Babesia sp. Xinjiang, 3468 nucleotides long. RefSeq lists its product as uncharacterized. Lineage: Eukaryota; Apicomplexa; Aconoidasida; Piroplasmida; Babesiidae. Bases 1 to 3468 code for a protein of 1155 amino acids. The transcript has 8 exons. The record is from RefSeq and is a predicted model, not a curated record.
AUGAGCGAACGAAUUAUAAGAUCGAAGAUUAAUUUCUUGAUUUUCACAUUGCCAAUCGUUCUGGGACUUGCGGUGCCAAGAGAUACUGCGUAUUUCUACCGAGAAAGUCCCAUCAAAUAUCAAGUGGUGGAUAAUAGGAGCGAAACCAUCAAAUGUGAAAAUGCAAGAUUGAACAUACUCAGUGCUGUGGAAGAUUGUGAGAGGAUUAUGCGGAGCCAGACACUCGAUUUGAGGAAAGCUUGCAAUCAUAAGAGCGAGUGUGUUCCAAUAUUCUCUUGUACGUUACGUGAAGAUACCUCUCCCUAUGAUAUCGACGAUGAAGAAGAUUACGUGACAACACAAAACAAAUACAAGAACACGGUUAUUAAGUGCGCAGAAAAUCGUUAUAUUGAUGUAAGAACUGCAGUUUAUGGUUAUGGGUGGAAUAAGGUUAAAGAGGUCCGGCCGAUCAAUGUAGUCAAUGAGGUCAGAAAACUCUGUCAACAUCAAGAUAUAUGUACGUUCAACUCACUUAUUCUAAAAUUGAACAAAUUUCCGGGGGAUGCGAAUUACUUUGUUGUUACGUUCAGUUGUAAAGCAGUGACAGAUAAAUGCUAUAAGGUAGAAUGUGGUUUGAAUUCUCAUUGUAUCGCCGAAAAAGACUCAAGAAGAUGUGAGUGUGAUGAAGGAUCCAUUCUGCAAAACAACCAGUGCAUUGACAUGACAGAUUACGAAGACCCAAGACAUAAAUCUAUCAUACUUUAUGGAUUCGACAUAUCGAUGCGUGACGACGAAAAUGAUGAUCAUGUAGGUGUAUUUUCCGGCAAUGCAUCCCAUUCUGGCGAAGCUAUGACGAGGGGUAAAAUUAAUGCGGAGUCAGGAUCGGUAAUACUGGAUGACUAUGAUAUGCAUUUUACAACAGGUGGCACCCCUGUGUAUGAUGCGAGUAAACACUCUGAUGGGCCAGAUACAUCUACAGAGUCUUUACCUAAACUUUCUAAUCAUGACUUGGGUGGAACAACAGAGGGCAGUGAUCUUUCCACCCCAGCGAGAAAUUCAACAUCUUCCCAAUACAGCAAAGAUGCGAUGGCGAACAAGACGGAUGAUUCCCCUGAGAUCCAUGGUGCAACUUUGUCGUUUGAUGCAGAAAAACUUCCAUCAUCAUUGGAAAAUGAUAGCGGUGAUACGACAUGCAACAGUGGGAACGGAGGUGAAGAUAUUCAACGUCACAAAACAGCCAUAUCAACCGAUCGUGUUACGCUGAAGGAAACUUCUGUUACCAAGCAAGGGGAAGUUACAUCUGAAAAUGGAACAGAGCCCGAUAAGUGUGCUCCAGAUACUGUCAUUAAACCUGGAGUACCUCCAUCCGAGGUUCCACUCUACGGGGUACAUGCAGACUAUACUCCAACAAAUUCCGCUUCGAGCUUCAAAAACGAUGUAGCAUCAGGUUCACGUAGAUCUGAUGGCGAGACAACGGCUAUUCUCUAUUCCGAAGAAAAUCCCACAGAUCCACACAAUGUACCAGACAAGAGAGGUAAACCAGCCACUGAAAAAAGGGAUGGAAAUCUAGGGAAAGAAGAUGAAUUAAUUGACGUCGAUCUUAACGCUGACUACUUGAAGUCAAAUGGAAAUAAUGGAUCUGAUGUGAGCCUUCAAGGUGGACGAAGUGAUUACGGGAACCAACUUGGGUGUAAAAUGGCACCCGGAUAUGAUUCAGCAUCUGCAGAUAAAAUGGAGGAAGACAACGGUAAAAAUCGUUGUGUGUUGGAGCAAAAUAACUCACAUCGCUCAAAGAAUGGUAAUGACUCUGAAUGCCGGGUUUCAAAGGAAAAUGCAUUUCAUCACGAUGACAGACACCUUGGAAUGAACGGAGUACGUCUUGAUCAUAUGAGUAAUCCAGAUAAAACGGGGAAUCCCCGCACCACACCCAGUGACACUAACAAUACACAGAUAUAUGCAUCAGGACAGAAUUUUGAAAAUGAUCGUGAAGCGCAUGGAGCUGCCCAAAUUACAACCCCACCUGGGUUCGAACCAGAAGAGAAACAGGCAUCACGGUUGACACCAGAAAUAGCUAACGGGGGAUAUAUACCCUCGGUUGAAGCGCAUUCGAAACAGAAGCUUCAAACAAUAGAGGAUUCAGAGGAAGGUGCAAAAUUAGGUGCAAAUCAUGCUGAUCAUCGCAUGUGUCAUUCAAACGGUAAAAGUACGUCUGAAAAUGACAUAUUAUCAGUCAGCACAGCUGACAGCGACCCUUACAAAAUUAAUAUGGAGAAUGGAGUUUCAACUCCAGGAAGUCAUACGUCAGUUGGAAAGGCCCGGGACGAAGGGGGUAGAAAUUAUUUGUCUAAUGUGGGCACAACAACUCCUAGUAUAGAGGAUUUCCACCAGGGUACGAAAGUGCAGUAUGACGAUGCACUAGCACUGUCUGAAGGGGGUUUACCGCCAUACGACCCCGACGAUGGCACGUCACCUGGUGACAAUCAAUCCGUGAUUUCUGGAAAUAGCCGUAUAUGCGAUUUCGAGAGAAAGACAGACGAAUCCCCGGCACCAUUUUGUACGACAACCUACGAUGACGUGAGCGACGGUCUUGCUUCUACGUCAUCAACAAUUGAUGAAAUGCCACAUAGGGGUGUUAGGUCUGAUUCCUUCGACCCAGCUGCAGGUACGGGGCAUAGUACAUUAAUUCGCAGUACGCCCAAUAAUACACCAGAACAAUCUGGCAACCACAAUGACGAUAUGUUCAUGAACGAAUCUGUUCCUUAUCAAGUUUCAUAUGAAAGAUUAGAUGGCAUUGACAGCUGCCAUCAUGGAGGGGGACAGGGCAGUACACGUGGAUGUUAUACGACAGAAAACAAAAGGACUAACCUUAACGACGAGUCGAUGAAUCAACUCUAUAAGCAAAAAUGGAUGAAUGAAGCGAAGAUAUCCAGUAGCCCUGAUAAUUAUCAGAAUAGGGCUGCGAACUCCAUGGACAAGGAGCCUGUCUGCAAACUUUCGCAGAAUAAAGUGCCACAACAUUUCACGACACUUGAUAAUAGUGGAGUUGCUGAUACCGAACCCAUAUACCGGGGCGUAACAACGGAAUGCCCUCGUCGGAAAAAAUUUCUUCAUCCAAAAUCAUGUAGGCUGCAGAUGAUCCAAGGCGCAAGAGAUCAUGCUGACGAGAACCAGUUACAAAAACUUCGCAACGUCCCUGGAGAUUCAACCUAUAAUGCUACAGGUUCCGUGGCAUCCUGUUACCGUAGGUUGAAUGGGAAAUCACAAAUGUCCUACAUUAAUCAUCACUCUGCACGAGGUUCCGGCCCUAGCGCACCGCCCACAGUAGUUGGUAACAUCCGGGAGGAAGUCACAUCUUUCAUUUGUUAUAUACCAAAAGAACUUACGGAGAUCUACCAUCCUGCUGCCGACUACAUACAGGUUGAAGUGAAAGAGGAUUUACGUAACGAAAAAAAAUGCCGCUACAGACGCUGCAGUAGCAAUAACGAAUGA